Oryzias melastigma (Indian medaka) is the source of this 332-nucleotide messenger RNA. Its product is annotated as WD repeat-containing protein 7-like. The transcript has 2 exons. The record is from RefSeq and is a predicted model, not a curated record. NCBI's taxonomy places the organism in Eukaryota, Metazoa, Chordata, Actinopteri, Beloniformes, Adrianichthyidae. Gene Ontology annotation, cellular component: cytoplasm. Bases 19 to 300 code for a protein of 93 amino acids. Gene Ontology annotation, molecular function: protein binding.
CUCAGAUAAGCCGCCACCAUGUCAGGAAACAACCUGGUCCUCCCCAUUGUGCUGUGGAGCCGCACGGCCCCCACCCACUGCAUCAGCAGCUUACUGGUGAUGGACGACUUUAGCACCAUCAUCACCGGCUGCCAUGACGGCCAGAUCUGCCUGUGGGACAUGACACCUGAGCUGCAGAUUUGUCCCAGGGCCAUGCUGUUCGGCCACACAGCCUCCAUCACCUGUCUGUCCAAAGCCAGCGCCAGCAGUGACAAACAGUACAUCGUUAGUGCUUCAGAGAGUGGGUGGGUCAUGUUUUGAAACGUACAUGUUCAUACUGCAAGUUCUUCUGG